CCCACGGCUCGCGGGGUUUUGUAAAGGGUCACGUUGCGCUGCAGCAGGGAAACAGGAGACCGCUCCGCAUCCUCCGCACUCAGCUCACCUGCACUGUCCGUAUUCUCCUAGACUCCCAUCAUCAGAGGGCUACAUGGGAAACAGUGCUCCUGUUAGCUCUGCUACAGCAGCAUCAAGCCCCCCGAGUACAGGGAUGUGCAUCAAUGUCCAGGCCACCACCCCGUCUGCAACCAUGACUCACCAGUAUCCAGCACUCACUCCUGAGCAGAAGAAGGAGCUGCAGGAAAUUGCUCAGAGGAUAGUGGCACCAGGGAAAGGCAUCCUCGCAGCCGAUGAGUCCACUGGCAGCAUGGCAAAGCGCUUGAACCCCAUUGGCGUUGAGAACACAGAGGAGAACAGGCGUCGCUACCGCCAGCUGCUCUUCACCGCUGACCAGCGCAUUGACAGCUGCAUCGGAGGAGUCAUCUUUUUCCACGAAACCCUCUACCAGAGCACAGAUGACGGCACUCCCUUCGCAAAACUGAUCAAAGACCGUGGCAUUGUUGUUGGUAUCAAGGUGGACAAAGGUGUUGUGCCUCUCGCUGGAACAAAUGGAGAGACCACCACUCAGGGUCUUGAUGGGCUGUCUGAGCGCUGUGCACAGUAUAAGAAGGACGGUGCAGACUUUGCUAAGUGGCGUUGCGUGCUGAAGAUCAGCGACACCACGCCAUCUGAGCUGGCCAUCUUUGAGAACGCAAAUGUACUGGCCCGAUAUGCAAGCAUCUGCCAGCAGAAUGGUAUUGUUCCCAUUGUGGAACCUGAGAUUCUUCCUGAUGGAGACCAUGACCUCAAGCGUUGCCAGUACGUCACAGAGAAGGUCCUAGCUGCAGUGUAUAAGUCCUUGUCAGACCACCAUGUGUACCUGGAAGGGACACUGCUGAAGCCUAAUAUGGUCACAGCUGGACACUCCUGCCCCAACAAGUACACCAGCGAGGAAAUCGCCAUGGCGACCGUCACUGCUCUGCGUCGUACCGUGCCUCCUGCUGUCACAGGAGUGACCUUCUUGUCAGGAGGACAGUCGGAGGAGGAGGCCAGUGUGAACCUUAACUCCAUUAACACUUGCCCGCUCGCCAAACCCUGGGCCUUGACCUUCUCCUAUGGCCGUGCCCUCCAGGCCUCUGCACUGGGCGCAUGGAGAGGAGAGCUGAACAACGAGAAGGCAGCCACCGAGGAGUUCAUCAAGCGUGCCCAGGCAAAUGGCCAGGCUGCUCUGGGAAAAUACGAGUCUAGUGGAACUGGUGGUGCUGCAGCAAAGUCCCUCUACGUAGCAAAUCACGCCUAUUAAACAUCAAAUUACCACAUUCAGCUGUGGCCUAAAAAAUAGUCUUAUACUGUAUCUGCUCUGCUGUUCUCCCCCACUCCAUCAAAUACAGGCCUGCGCUGUCUACUGUACUUUAGAACUGUCAGUUAUACAAAAAAUUAUAUUAUUAGAUAUGUGUAUUUAAAAACAAUGUGAAAUUAUAAUACUAAAGGGAACAGGCUUAUUCUUUGUUUCAAUCAAAUCAGUACAAUGCAAGACAAUUUACGACAGAUGUGGACACAGUUUUACGUCUGGCAGACUGUUUUUAGCAGUUUGGUUUUGAGAUGGGAAUGUAGAGGCAAGGAAAUUUUAAAUGUAGGUCAUGAUUAUCAGUAAUUAGUUUAUGCCUCUUCUUUGUCUCCACUCCCAGUGCUGCCUCUGGUUCUCUCACACAAAGUCUCAACUCCAAAGCAGGCCAGAUUAGCAUGUGUGUGUUGAUGUUUUGCUUCUGUCAGAAUGCAGUGUUGGCUCAUUUUUAAAAUGUCUUACUAACACUUCCCAAACAGUGGGACCAAUGAUUAUCAGCUGCGUCACUACCAGUGAAAAAGGACAAGAUAAACAAUGCAAAGGUUCUGGGAUUUUCACAUUGUAUUACUUUUGAGUGACUGUCCAAAUGUGUGGAGUGCUCUUUGUGCUUUUAGACAGCUGUAGUUCCAGCAGGAGUCAGUAGAUACACUGUAACAAACUACUAUACACCAGGAUUCCUCCUAAUCUUUGUGUUCUCACGCUUCUCAACACCAAUAAUCAGACAAACAUCUUGUGUCUUUUCUCAGUAUAACAUUAGCUUUUAAAUGACACAGUUAAUGUAUUCAGUUGUGUGAAAAGGUGUCGAUAUUGUGUGAUGCUUGUGUGUCAUUCCCCUCCUGAUUUCCCCAAGCCGACCCCAUGGGAAGAGAAGAUGGUUUCUAUAGCUGUAUCCAGAAAUGUGGACCAACAUAUGGGUUGAGCGGCAGGGAAACAGUCACUGCUGUGUUGGAUUACCUUAAUGUUUGUGAUGUUAAUAUUGUUCUUGAAGCACUCGGUGUGUCAAAUAGUGGAGAAAAAUAAACUAAAACAUUUACUCUAAAACCA
Molecule: messenger RNA, 2410 nt
Organism: Sphaeramia orbicularis (orbiculate cardinalfish)
Lineage: Eukaryota; Metazoa; Chordata; Actinopteri; Kurtiformes; Apogonidae
Gene: aldocb
Product: aldolase C, fructose-bisphosphate, b
Exons: 10
Coding region: 134-1324 (396 amino acids)
Biological process (GO): glycolytic process
Molecular function (GO): fructose-bisphosphate aldolase activity
Source: RefSeq, a predicted model, not a curated record